This is a messenger RNA of Magnolia sinica, 1396 nucleotides long. RefSeq lists its product as uncharacterized. The record is from RefSeq and is a predicted model, not a curated record. NCBI's taxonomy places the organism in Eukaryota, Viridiplantae, Streptophyta, Magnoliopsida, Magnoliales, Magnoliaceae. The coding region runs from base 1 to 1380 and encodes 459 amino acids. The transcript has a single exon.
AUGUUACUUGAAUUGUUAAAGGAUGCGCUUCCCGAAGGUGAAACCUUACCAAGGUCUUUCUAUGAAACCAAGAAGAUUAUUGGAGACUUGGGCCUAAAAUACAAUAAAAUUGAUGCUUGUCCCAAUGAUUGUAUGUUAUAUUGGAAGGAUACUGUCGACGAGCAAUCAUGUGGUAUAUGUGGUGCUUCCAGAUGGAAAACAUUUGAACAUCAAUCAGAUGACGAUGCGACUUCUUCGACUGCCAAAGAGAGAAAAAUUCCAGCCAAAAUAUUACGCCAUUUUCCUUUGAAACCAAGGCUUCAGAGGUUGUACAUGUCAUCUAAAACAGCGUCCUCUAUGAAAUGGCAUUAUGAAUGUCGCAUCGAAGAUGGAAUGUUAAGGCAUCCGGCUAAUUCCCCGGCGUGGAAAACUUUUGAUCACUACCAUCCUACCUUUUCAUCGGAUAGUCGCAAUGUUAGACUUGGGUUAGCAGCUGAUGGUUUCAAUCCAUUCAAGACAAUGAGUAUUACUCAUAGCACAUGGCCGGUUAUUCUGAUACUAUAUAACUUGCCACCAUGGAUGUGUAUGAAGCAAUCUUAUUUCAUGAUGUCCUUGCUUAUUCCUGGUCCUUUUGGACCUGAUAAUGAUAUUGACGUGUAUUUGCAACCUUUAAUAGAUGAGUUGAAGGAUUUGUGGGAGGUUGGCAUAGACACUUAUGAUGCCUCAAGCAAUGAAAUAUUUCGAAUGCGUGUAGCAUUGUUGUGGACUAUCAGUGACUUUCCUGCAUAUGCGAACUUAUCUGGAUGGAGCACUAAAGGACGCCUUGCUUGUCCUUGCUGUAACAAGGACACUUUGUCUAAAUACUUGAAGCAUGGUCGAAAGUUUUGUUAUAUGGGUCAUCGUCGAUUCUUGGAACUUGAUCAUAGAUUUAGAAGUAAUAGCAGAUCUUUUGAUGGUACAGAAGAAUUUAGUGAGGCACCAACUUUGCUAUCUGGGUCUGAUGUGUUGGAUCAGUUACAAGGAAUUAAUGUCACAUUUGGGAAGAAGACUUCUGGCAAUUAUGGGCACAAGAGAAGACGAGAGGAUAAUGCAAAAGAUCGAUAUAACUGGAAGAAGCAGAGUAUCUUUUUCGAUUUGCCGUAUUGGGAACAUAAUUUGUUGCGGCACAAUCUGGAUGUGAUGCAUAUUGAAAAGAAUGUGUGUGACAAUGUGCUCGGGACACUGUUGAACAUUGAAGGGAAAACAAAGGACAGUUUAAAGGCACGUCUCGACAUGCAAGAUAUGGGUAUAAGACAAACAUUGCACCCAAGGCAGCUUUCAUCGAACAAAACAUAUUUGCCACCUGCAUGCUUUACCAUGUCAACCAGUGAGAAAGAUGAUUUCUGCAAAGUUUUGAAGUGAGUGAAAGUUCCAAAUG